AUGACUGGCGGGGAUGGGUAUCUCAUGGCGGGGGCCGCAGAUCUCCCCAGGUUGCAUGGCGCCUCUUCUUCUCUGCUGUGGUCCCCGGGCCCCCCCUUGGACGCCCCCGAUCCUCCUCGGGGGGCCCAGGCGGGGACGCCGCGCCAGGCCCGGCUGGCCCAGUUCGAGGAGGCCAUCCAGGAGGCCUGCGACAAGGAGGACUUCGAGAACGCAGAGGCUCUGGAAGAAGAAAGGAAAGCUCUGGAGCAGGAGGUGGCCGCGGCGAAGGCGGAGCUGGAAGCGCUGGGGCCGGAGCCCACGGAGGAACCGGAGGAGCCAGAGGAGCCAGAGGAGGCGGCCAGAGCCGAGGAGGCCCCCGCAGCGCAGCCCGCGCUGGCCGAGGAGGAGCCCGCGCCCUGCGGCGCCGCGGAGGCGGCGCCAGCGGAGGCCGCCAGCGCCUUCGCCUUCACAGCGCCGCCGGAGUCCCCCGAGGCCGACGGCCCCUCAGACGAGGCCGGCGCCAGCGCCUUUGCGUUCACCGGCUCCCCGGCGGGGGGUGGCUCCGAGGCCGACGGCCCUUCGGACGAGGCCGGUGCCAGCGCCUUCGCGUUCACCAGCGUGUCCCCGGCAGGAGGCGGCUCGGAG
This is a messenger RNA of Prorocentrum cordatum, 624 nucleotides long. NCBI's taxonomy places the organism in Eukaryota, Dinophyceae, Prorocentrales, Prorocentraceae. The record is from the annotation of a GenBank genome assembly.